GUAUUUUAAAGUAUAUUGCUAUUCAAUCAUGGUUGUCUAUUUAAUCAAAGCCAGCACCAUGCAUUGUAGUCCAUUUAAAGUGUGUGCUUUACAAUCAUGGCUUAUCACAAGAAUUUCUUCAAAAUCACUAUCAUCUGUUUCUUGCUUAGCCCAUACAUCAACACCUUGGAAAACAGCUAGAUCAUACCCAUCUGAAUUUAGUAGACCAUGUCCAACAAGAAUUCAUUUAAAAAAUACAAAUUCAUGUUUGUUUUCUGCGUCUGCUCAUUCUCAACAUUCAUCUGCAACUAUCGAUCCGCAAUUUAUUAGAAAUCUUGGAAUCAUUGCACAUAUCGAUGCAGGGAAAACUACGACUACAGAACGGAUGCUGUAUUAUGUUGGCUAUACAAAACGACUAGGCAACGUGGAUGAGGGAUCAACCGUCACAGACUACCUUAAAACAGAAAAGGAGCGAGGUAUUACGAUCCAGUCAGCAUGCAUUCCUCUUGCAUGGAAAAAUCACAGACUCAACCUUAUCGACACGCCUGGACAUGUCGAUUUCACAAUAGAGGUGGAACGCAGUUUACGAGUUCUCGAUGGUGCUGUAUGUGUAUUGGAUGGUGUAGCAGGUGUGGAAGCUCAAACCGAAACGGUCUGGGCACAAUCCAAUCGAUACAGCAUUCCGCGAAUUGCUUUUGUAAACAAGCUUGAUCGGGAUGGUGCAUCAUUCAAAAAUACCGUUCAUGCAAUGUCAAAACGACUUGGAGGCUGGGGAAAGCCUGCUAUUAUUCAGCUCCCAAUAUUUCGAAAUGGACACGGUGUGCUUGUUACAGAUAGCCAUGGCGGUGGAAAGUUAGAGGGUAUUGUGGAUCUACUAACGAUGGAGCGAUUAGAUUGGUUUAAAGAUCCCAGUUCUGGUGGAGUAGUGACCCGAUCGCAGUUGACUCUUGGCGAAAAAGAAUGGGCAUUGGUAUACGAGGACGCUGUUAAAUAUCGCAACAUGCUGAUUGAAACACUGUCGGAAAUGGACGAUGGCAUUGUAAAUGUAUUUCUCGAGUGCGAUGGUGAUCAUGCUCAAGUUCCUGCAAAAGAAAUUCAAAAUGCAUGCAGGCGUGCUACUAUUUCUGGCCAAGCCGUGCCUGUUCUUUGUGGAGCUUCCUUUAGAAACAUUGGUGUUCAGCCCAUUUUAGAUGCAAUAGUCAACUAUCUGCCGUCCCCUAUGGAUGCGCCUUCAGCUAUAGCAACCCUUUCUAAUGGAUCACAACAGCACAUUCUACUCAAAGACCCAAACAUGACAGCCCUUGCAUUUAAAGUAGUGCACGACUCCAGCCGUGGUCCAUUAGUCUAUGUUCGUGUAUAUUCCGGCACGCUUGAAUCUCGCUCCAUUCUCCAUAUUGCUGGCUCAUCCACAGGUAUAGGUCGAGAUUGCAAACCCAUCAAAGAGCGAGCAACAAAGCUUCUUGAGCUCUAUGCAGACGAUUACGAUGAAAUUCCUUUGAUUUCUGCAGGAAAUAUUGGCGCAAUUGUUGGACUCAAACAUGUAAAGACUGGAGAUACGUUGCUGGCGUCAACUGACAAAAGAGCGAUCCAGCUGCAUUCUAUUCCCAUCCCACCACCAGUUUUUGUCCGAUCAUGUGAGGCGGAGAGUAUCUCGAGCGAGAAAGCCAUGGCUGCUGCAUUGGAGAGUCUAUGCAGAGAAGAUCCUUCACUGACUGUCACUGUCAAUGAUGAAACGGGACAAACUCUUUUAAGUGGUAUGGGCGAGCUGCAUUUAGAAAUUGCUGGCGAACGCUUACAAGAAGUGUACAAUGUCAAGUGUAAUUUAGGAAAAGUCGAGAUUAGCUACAGGGAAACGCUACAGGCUGGACAAACGUAUUCGCACGAAAUGGUAUAUGAUUCACAAGUGUUUGGAAAGCAUUUCAAAUGCACUGUCGAGCUUGAAAUGGAGUCUAUAGACAAUACAGAUGCGGGUGAAUCUAUAUCUUUAGCAACCGAUGGCAUUAUUGUUGAUGCCCGAUUAAAGGAACAUCAAAUAACGCUGGCCGAAGAUGGACGCCAAUUGACUGCAUUUGCACCUCUUUCUGAACUAUCAGAGGCUGCUGAAAUGGGGAUCCGUGGAGCACUUAGUCGUGGUCCAAUACUGGGACUUCCUGUAUCUCAAGUAUCUGUCAGGGUUAAGCAAGUGAGUUUGUUCAACCCAGAGAUCUCUACACCUAGCAGUGUGCGCACUGCUGCAUACAACUGCGUUCGAGCCAUUUUUCAAACUGCCGAUAAGCGUAUAAUUGAGCCCGUUAUGGAUCUCAGCGUCCGUGUUGCAAAUCAAUAUGUUGGUUCUAUUACCAAAGAUUUGACUGGAACACGAAAGGGUCAAGUUCUUGGAGUGAAUGCAAUGGAUCUUGAUGGUGCAGAUAGCAAUAAUAGCUCAGAAAAACAUGUCAUUCAUGCUCGUGUACCUCUUGCAGGGCUGGUUGGGUAUUCGUCACAGCUACGUGCAUUAACGGCAGGUACGGGUGAAUUCCUGAUGGCACUGCAUGGCUAUGAGCCCAUGAGCCAUGAUAAGGAAGAACUGCUGAUUCGCACUAUGCGGGGGUAUUAAUCUGAUCAUUUGGCUUGAUACUUUGUCACAUUCACUCAAAACACACCACCAAAUAAGGGUUAAAAUGCAUAAUAAACCGCCAUUCCCAUGC
Molecule: messenger RNA, 2666 nt
Organism: Batrachochytrium dendrobatidis JAM81
Lineage: Eukaryota; Fungi; Chytridiomycota; Chytridiomycetes; Rhizophydiales
Exons: 3
Coding region: 29-2575 (848 amino acids)
Biological process (GO): ribosome disassembly; mitochondrial translation
Cellular component (GO): mitochondrion
Molecular function (GO): GTP binding; GTPase activity
Source: RefSeq, a predicted model, not a curated record